This is a messenger RNA of Sinocyclocheilus anshuiensis, 5354 nucleotides long. RefSeq names its product calmodulin-regulated spectrin-associated protein 2-like. Gene Ontology annotation, biological process: negative regulation of microtubule depolymerization; neuron projection development; cytoplasmic microtubule organization. Gene Ontology annotation, cellular component: microtubule minus-end. Lineage: Eukaryota; Metazoa; Chordata; Actinopteri; Cypriniformes; Cyprinidae. The record is from RefSeq and is a predicted model, not a curated record. Gene Ontology annotation, molecular function: spectrin binding; calmodulin binding; microtubule minus-end binding.
GUGCUGGAUGUGAAUAUGGGAGAUCUGACCGACUCCAGAGAUCCGAAAAAGACUUGCAUUGUUCCUGCCAUCAAGUCUUAUGAUCAUUAUGAUUUUAAUAGAGCUAAAACCAGAGCCAGCCUCAAAUGGCUGGUGGCCAAAGCCUUUGGUACAGACAGUGUUCCAGAAGACCUGAACGAUCCUUUCUACAGGGACCAGUAUGAGCAGGAGCACCUGAAGCCUCCGGUGGUGGGCCUGCUGCUGUCAGCUGAGCUGUACUGCCGAGCAGGGAGUCUGAUUUUAAAGAGCGAUGCUGUCAAACCUCUGCUGGGUCAUGACGCCGUCAUCCAGGCUCUGGCUCAGAAGGGCCUGUACGUCACCGACCAGGAGAGACUGGUGACCGAGAGAGACCUGCAGAAGAAACCCAUUCAGAUGAGUGCCCACCUGGCCAUGAUUGACACGCUGAUGAUGGCGUAUACAGUAGAGACAGUGAGUGUGGAGAAGGUGAUGGCCUGCAUGCAGCAAUACUCCACCGAUUACCCAGACGGAGACGUGCCCUACGACACAGAGGAUGCCGUCACUAGCUGGGUGAAUAAGGUGAAUGAAUACUUGAAAGAAAUCAUAAUGCAGGAGCAACGGAGGACGGAGGCGCAGAACGCAGAGCCUGUUGAGAAUCCAAAGUCUCCAACCAAGUGGUAUAUGAAGCUGGUUCCUGCACGUUAUAGGAAGGAGCAGGUUCUGCCCAAGAUGGUGCCGUGGAUCCCCCCAGUGGACAACCUCCUGAAGGACAGCACAGAUGGCUGUGCCCUCGCCGCCCUGCUGCACUUUUACUGCCCCACCAUCGUCUUCCUGGGAGACAUUUGCCUGAAGGAGACCAUGUCGCUGGCAGACAGUCUGUACAACCUCCAGCUCAUCCAGGACUUCUGUAAGGAACACUUGAACCAUUGCUGCCACUUCAAUCUGGAGGACAUGCUCUACGCUCAUACUUCCAUCAAAAAUAACUAUCUUGUGUUUAUGGCUGAGCUCUUCUGGUGGUUCGAGGUUGUUAUGCCGCCAUUCGUCCAGCCUCAGGUGUUGGAUACUGAAGCACCAGCCCCUUCACUGAAAAAUUUGCCAUCUGUGCCCAUCUCAAAGGUCACAAAGAGAAGUUUCAUGGAACGACCGCCUAGUCCAGACAGACCAAGUCUCCCGCUCCGACCUCAACCACAGACUUCAGGCUCAGGUGAGAUCAAGAGAUCAACCUCAAUGUCAUUUGUGGAAAGCUUCAUGGGUACUUGGCCCAAAGAGAAGAAGUCUGCUGCUCAGGGAGUGUUCUUUGAAAUCCCACUUGAUAAAGAGAGCACCAAUCAAACACCUACUGGCCGAGGGAUGACUCGGUCUGUCAGCACUGAAGGAUUUGGUUUCAAGAUGCCCCACGGCACCAGGGGCAUCAAGAGAAACCUGUCCUUUCAGCCUGUCAACGGCAAGAACAUGGGCAUUGAUGAGGACGUCUGUCCUGACAGCCUGUCAGGAAAUCAUAAUGGCCGUCUAAAUGGCUCAGGGCCACCUAGCAUCAAAGAGGCCCUUGAGAUCAUCCACAACUCAGAGAAGAAAUCUCAGAGCCCUAGGGCCCAUGCGCCCAGUGAGGGCUUCUUUCUUCACCUCCAGAAUAAAAGUGAUUUGAACCCUGAAGCAAAGGAUGGCGAGCUAGACUCAGUUUCAGAGUCAUCCAAAGGGGUUGCUAGCACAUCCACCACUGAAGUAGACACCGGCAUCCAUGUGCGGACGGAGGACAUCCAAGAGACACUAGAUGAGGACUCAUCCCUAAGGGAUUGUACUGUCAGCAUGGAGUUUGACACAGAUCAAGCCUUUGAAGCAAGAGCUUGCCAUAGCCAGGGCUCUACAAGCUCAUGUCCCAGCAGCCUAAGCAGCAAGUCCCCUGCUGGAAGCACCCCUGCUUUUACACCUGGGAUUAAGAUGACCAGCUUUGCUGAGCAGAAAUUCCGUAAAUUGAAUCCAGCACCUCACUCUGUUUCCUGGGCUCCUUCACCUGAGGUCAGCCCUGCACAUCAGCCAUCCAAGGACCCGGCCCAGGCCAUGGCUGCGGAAAUGGUGCAGCUGCACAUGAGACUUGAGGAGAAGCGUCGAGCCAUUGAGGCUCAGAAGAAGAAAGUAGAGGCGGCUUUUACCCGACACCGUCAGAAGAUGGGACGCAGUGCCUUCCUCACAGUUGUCAAGAGGAAAGGAGUAGAUGGCACCUCACCUUCUCAGGAGGACACUCCUAGCUCAGAGGGAAGCAAGACGCCAGCGGAGACACCUCAGCCAGUCAAGUCUCUGGUGAAGUCUGCGGGUGAGGACGGCACAUCCGAAGCGGACCUGAUGGAAUACACACGUUCCAUUGAGAAGCUCAAUGCUUCCCUGAGCUUCUUGCAGAGUGAGAUGCAGCGGCUGGCCCAGCAGCAGGAGGUAAUCAUGCAGAUGCGGGAGCAACAGGCUUGGGUUGUGUCGCCACCUCAACCUUCGCCGCAAAAGCAGGUGCAAGAGCUCCGAGGGAGUGGGGCACGCUCUUCUGGGUCUCCCUCACCUGCGGAUUCUCCUAGAGCUACGCACUGUUCCCCUACAAACCUUAAGAGGAAGUCUGCUUCUUUCCAUUCCAAGACACCAAGGACACCCAGACCCAGUGAGCUAAAGAUCACUCCCUUCAACCGAGUCCUGACUGUUCCACAGUCGGUGGACAGCAUACCACGCUUGAGAAGGUUCUCCCCAUCUCAGUCCGUGUCCUGCUCAUUUUCUUAUUUGGGAAAUGAGAAGAAACCACCAUCAGGAGCUGAAGCUACAGACAAGGACAUAGAACAAGGCCUUGAGUCAUUGUCGAUUGAAUGUUCUUCUGGUACCAUCACCUCCCCAACCAAAGAAACCCAACAGGAUGUAACCGAAGAUGCUGACUUGUCAGCCAAGGAGCCAGAAGAAAGGGGAGAGGAGAGCAAGAAGGAGAACAGACAAACAGAAGAAAGGGAACAGCUGAAGAAGCCAACAAAUGAGAUAAAGCCGGUAGUGGAAUCUAGUGUGUCGGAAGUUUUGACGCAGAUCGUAAUGGAGACCGUCAUUGUCACUCCCACCGAGCCAGUUGAUAUCGCCCAUCAGACCAACAAAAAUUUGAUUGAGGUUCCAUUGUCUGUUCUCAAGCCCCUGGAUGGACAGACGUUGCAAGAUGAAGGCGAGAAGGAGACUUCAGGGGAAAAUCUGGACGAUGAGCAGAAAAUGUUCCGUGGAUUCUUCUUUAAGGAUGAUAUGAAGGAAGAGGACAGCAUGGCCAUGAAGCGAGCAGCGCUUCUGGAGAAAAGACUGAGAAGAGAACGGGAGAGCCAGCAAAGGAAACAGCAGCUGGAAGUGGAGCUUGAGCAAAAGAAAGAAGAGGCCAGAUUGAAAGCAGAGGAAGACCGCAUGAAGAAGGAAGAAGACAAAGCCCGGCGGGAGUUCAUCAAACAGGAGUACCUGAGGAGAAAACAGCUGAAGCUUAUGGAGGACAUGGACACGCUUGUCAAACCACGGCCUAUGGGGGCCAAACAGAGAAAACCACGGCCCAAAUCCAUCCACAGAGAUGUGAUGGAGUCCCCCAGGACUCCUGUCAGGGCCAUGGCAGGUUCACGACCUCGUGUUUUUUCAGUUUCCAGCCUGUCUCUGGCAUCUCUUGGAGAUAAUGACAGUGUCAACUCAGAUAAGAAAACACAAAGAAGCAACAGCUUAGCAUCUGGCAGUCUUUUCUUCUAUUUGAGCUCUACUAGUGUGAGAAAUAGAAGGCCUGAUUCAGCAGACGGUUGCCUGUCGCCCACUCGCUCCAGCAGCCGUAAUGGAGAGAAAGACUGGGAGAAUGGUUCCACCACAUCCUCACUAACGUCUAACACAGAAUACACAGGUCCCAAAUUAUAUAAGGAACCCAGUGCAAAGUCAAAUAAGCAUAUAAUUCAGAAUGCUUUGGCACAUUGCUGUUUGGCUGGCAAAGUCAAUGAGGGACAGAAAAACAAGAUUUUGGAAGAAAUGGAGAAAUCAGGGGCCAACAACUUCCUGAUCCUGUUCCGGGAUUCUGGCUGCCAGUUCCGCUCUCUCUACAUGUACUGCCCCGACACAGAGGAGAUCAACAAGAUGGCCGGCAUCGGUCCUAAAACCAUCUCGCGCAAGAUGAUCGACGGCCUCUACAAGUACAACUCAGACAGGAAGCAGUUCAGCCAAAUUCCAGCCAAGACCAUGUCGGCAAGCGUCGAUGCCAUCACGAUCCACAGCCACCUGUGGCACAAAAAACCAGGAACGCCGAAGAAAGUAGCGGCCGUGAAGUCCUAGUGUUUCUAAACGCUGGACGUACACAAUCUCAAUGCACUUGUUUGUACAUAAUCGAAUCCUACAACACUUUUUACACUCUUCCGUCAGCUGUCGUUUGGACACACAAGAUUGCGAAAAUUAUGCACAACUGGAAUGUAAAACUCUAUGGGGUGGCAAAUGGAUCUAACUCAUGUGUCAGACACCCAAGACUGUGUGAUUCAAGUUGUUUUACUGCACCGCAUAAAUGUUGUUUUUAUUUAAAUGUGCCAAAAAAAAAAAAGGAAAAUAAUGAAAAGUUGUCAUGGAUGACCUGUUAUUUUAAUUUGGUACACUAAAGCACUGAAUGUUCUUAGUUUGUACAGAAAUCUCGCACAUAUGUUGACGUGUGGCCUUAUGUUGUUUUUUGUCUAUAUUUUAAUCAUGUUUUUAUUUCAUUUAUUUUUGACAACUGUCCUGAUAUGAUUGUACGGCUGCUUAUGGAAAGGUUCUCACAUGCAUUGCUUGUGAUUCUAACAGUUUAGUACUGCAAGGGAAUCCUGUCAUAUCUAGUAUACACUAACCAGUGUGCUAAUGUGCAGCGAGUGGGUUAGUUUGCAGCCCGAACCCACUUUUGAUGGGUUUUAACAUUAUCUAAUGGCAUUGAUUCACAGCAGGAUUGUGAAUUCAUUUCAUUCCGUUCCUGUAGGUGUUUUUGCUUUUUAUAUACAUGUAUGUAUGUAUAUAUAUAUAUAUAUAUAUAUAUAUAUUUUGGGGGUUUUUUGGACCGACUGAUGGAAAUGUUCAGCAUAAUGAUUUAAUCAAUAUUUAUCUUUCAUGAAAGGUCUUAAAUAAGACUAGGUGUUAGAAAACCAAACCUUUCUGUUAUAUUGUUGGUGCGAUUAAAAAAAAAAUCAGGUGGAUUAUCUUUGAUUGAAUUGUUUGAACGAUAUUUCUAUGGAUGAAGAUGAAUAACAUCAUGUGCUGGAGUAAUAAUCAUUUUCAAAAUACUUUUGUACUGUUAUGUAUGCUUGUGGUGACUGAUCUGAAGUAUUUCCCUGUCCCUGGUCACGCAAAAGUAUUAAAAGCAGUUUGCCAAAUGA